Molecule: messenger RNA, 3293 nt
Organism: Amphibalanus amphitrite
Lineage: Eukaryota; Metazoa; Arthropoda; Thecostraca; Balanomorpha; Balanidae
Product: trichohyalin-like
Exons: 2
Coding region: 86-1945 (619 amino acids)
Molecular function (GO): metal ion binding
Source: RefSeq, a predicted model, not a curated record
AUGGCAUCAGGUGACGGGGCGCCGGUGACCCGGCCUGACCGAUCCCCGGAGCUCCGGCCGUCUGCGACACAAACACGGCGCCACGAUGAGUUUCGCACGACAUGAAAGACCGCGGAGUGGACAGCAGCAGACGUCCAGACAACUCCCUCGCAUGUGCAACUACUACAACCGUGGGGGAGGGUGUACCCGCGCCAAUUGCGAGGAACUGCACUUGUGCACAUACUUCCUUCAAAACAGAUGCAUAGCCGAGCGAUGCAACAAGGCCCACACCCUGGAGACGCCCAGAAACAAACGGCUGCUCGAUGGUCUGGGAUGGAAAGGUAUCGGUGACAUGGAGAUGGCGCUGGACAUCCUGCGCCGGCGGGAUCGAGCUCAGGCGGUCAGCAUCUGUUUCAAUUACAACAUGGGCAUCUGCCCCUCCACCGAAUGCGACCGGCUGCACGUCUGCUACCGUCAUGUAAUGGAUAAGCAAUGUUCGCCGGACGACUGUGACCUCAGUCACGACCUGGCGCACGGCUAUCACAACGCAGUCCUUCUAGCCAGAGCCGGUCUGAACGACACCCCCGAGACAGAGAUCCUCAGACAAAUGCAGGAGCAGGUGCGCCGCUAUCCGCCCCAGCCGAUGCUCUGUUACCACCACAAGGAACACUGCCUGCGACUACACUACUGCGAGGCGUUCCUGCACAGUCGCUGCAGGUUCGGAGACAGGUGCUACAAAGGUCACAGCCUGAAGGAACCGCACAACCGGCGGGUGCUCAAAUUCUUUGGCUGGACGGAGGAACAUGUUCUUGAAGCACUGAGGAAUGAUAGAGUAGGCGGAUCAGCGUCUCGUCCAGCCAGAGCUCAAACCUCAACUGAUCGAGACAACGACAGAGAAAGAUCCCACAGACACGACUCCUGUGAAGGAUCGCAGGGGCUAAGCGUUGAGACGCGUACUAAGAGAGCCGACCGCGCUAAAGUGAACACAACCCGCGAGGACGACAUACUUCACUCGUCGAACAAGCAACCAAAGCGACAUUACAAGGUGCAUGAGCAGGCAACCCGAGUGCACCCAAAGGGACGAGAAGACAGCGGCUCGAGCCAGCAGAUGGAGGCGGAGAGAAAGCAAUGGGAGGCGGAGAGACAGCAGUGGGAGGCGGAGAGACAGCAGAUGGAGGCGGAGAGAAAGCAGUGGGAGGCGGAGAGACAGCAGAUGGAGGCGGAGAGAAAGCAGUGGGAGGCGGAGAGACAGCAGAUGGAGGCGGAGAGAAAGCAAUGGGAGGUGGAGAGACAGCAGUGGGAGGCGGAGAGACAGCAGAUGGAGGCGGAGAGAAAGCAGUGGGAGGCGGAGAGACAGCAGUGGGAGCGAAAAGAGACGGAAUGGAAGGAAAAGGAAAGGGAUUGGAGGGAAAAGGAGAGGGAUUGGAAGGAAAAGGAGAGGGAAUUAGAGGAAAGGGAAUUGGCAUUGAAAGAAGAGGAGAGGGAAUUGGAGAAAAAGAAGAGGGCAUUGAAGGAAAAGGAGAGGGAAGUGGAGGAAAAAGAGAGGAACUUGGAGAAAAAGGAGAGGGAAUGGGAAAACAAGGAAGACGAACGGAGGAACAUGGAGGCAGAUUGGCGUCGAAAGGAAAAUGAAUGGACAGAGAAGGAAAUAAAGACCUUACAGGAGAAACAGCAGUGGCAGAGAAAGGAGACGGAAUGGGAUGAAAAGGAGACGGAAUGGAAAAACAAGGAAGUCGAAUGGAAGGAAAAGGAGGCAGAUUGGCGUCGAAAAGAAAAGGAAUGGACAGACCAGGAACCAAAGAUAACAAGAGAGCCACAACAAAGGGAAAGAGAAACAUACGAGACAGAGGAAAAAACGGGGGAAGAAGCUGAUGAUAAGCAUAGGCUAAGAACGAGCAAAAGAAAGACAAGGAACUUAAGCGACCAAAGUGUGAACAAGAAAAAGAAGAAGGAUCAAGGACAUUGACAAAAAAAAAAAUAAUCGCAGGAAAAGAGAUAACGAAAAGCUAUACAAAACCCGAUCAUAAAAGCAAUGAGAAGACCAUAUCUACUAUUCAGCAAAUCAAGAUUGAUUAUCAACGGCAGAUCGUCAGUGUACAAAUUUCAGACUCUGGUGAAAGAGCUGAAGGAUAAAGAUCAAAAGCAGAGAUCAAAUUAAAAACAGAAGAGGAUGAUAUGAAAAAGAAAAUUGAAGAGCUGACAAAACUCCGAAAACUGGUUAGAAAGCAGAAAGAGUACGUGAAAUGCAACGCCUAACUAGGCACCUUUGUUGGGCCAGUAACCCUGGAGUGUACCCACACAUUCUGCAAGACCUGCGUAGAAAAUACACCGAACCUGCUAAAGCAAUGCUCUCUGGCAUACCACCCGCUCACCAUCCACACAUACACGUACGCCGCGAGUGUCCGCUCUGCCGCAGGGUCAGAAACCUAAGUACAGGUCCCCAGUCUGGCUCUAAAGAACACAUCCGGCGCCUUCUCUGGCGAUCAGCAGCGAGUUGCCGCCAGUACAUAGACCAGCGACGCCGGCACCAGAAGAACGGCAAGGAGACCACGACCUGUCCGGUUUGUGAAUUGUUGACACGGAACAUUUGGUUCGCUUAUGGUGCAAGUUGGAAGACUCAAGGACACUGAGGGACAGGCACUCGGGUGUCACACUGUCACCGCGUGACACUUCAAAGAUAGAUUGUGCACAAUACUAACAGAGUUUAUGAAGAGUGAUGCACAGCACAAGUCUCAAAGUUCAUGCUACUGCGAAUCAAUUUUGGGUGUUUGACCUGACCGUGAACCAAAUAUGCAAAGUCCCAGACAUCCAAAAACCUUGCCGGUUGCUUUGUCAAUAUCCAGCAGACAAAUCAUCGGACAAUCAUCGGACGGGCGAGUUGGACAACGGUGUCAGGAAGCAGUGCCGACCGAACCCCGCCUAACGCGCCAGUGACAGAGGCCCUGUCCUGAUCAACGGCUUGACCUUCCAUGUGACAGUGAGCUGCCUGACCUGCCUCAGGAACGAUGUCUGACCUAACCGACAUGACAUCACUCAUCCGACGCCCACGAGAGUACGGCCGGGCUCUGGACAGGACUGUUUGAGAUCGACCUCAGGUAGCGUCGGGAGUGCUGGCAGGUGGCGUUCUGAUGUUGGUGAAAGGCACACUUCUAUGUCAGUGCCGCAUUUAUCCGCUGGAUUUCACAGGGUUUACCAGCAGUGUGUUGUUUGAAGGUUGUGCGCAAUGUGCUGAGCUAUUAUCUAGAUUGGAAAUAAUGAACUAUAUCACAUUGAUUAAUUUGUGCCCUACAAAAUAAAUGCAAAUGUUGGCUGAA